UGAGGAAGUUCAUGAUCUGGAGAUGCGCUUGUUGCAUCUCCACAGAAGAGCAACCGGAGAUCAGUUUUCACAAGAAUUGGGAUUAUCCAUGGGAAAUAUACUCUCUUAAGGAGCUACUUCAUGCAACAAACAACUUUCAUCAGGAUAACAAGAUUGGCGAAGGUGGGUUCGGAAGUGUUUAUUGGGGUCGAACAAGUAAAGGCGUCGAGAUUGCUGUGAAACGACUAAAGGCAAUGAGUGCAAAGGCAGAGAUGGAGUUUGCUGUGGAAGUUGAAAUUCUUGGAAGGGUGAGGCAUAAGAAUCUCUUGGGUUUGAGGGGAUUUUAUGCUGGUGGGGAGGAGAGGCUGAUUGUCUAUGAUUACAUGCCUAAUCAUAGCUUGAUUGCUCAUUUGCAUGGCCAACUCGCUGAUGAUUGUCUGCUAGAUUGGCCCCGGAGAAUGAGCGUAGCCAUUGGAUCAGCAGAAGGUUUAGCGUACUUGCACCACGAGGCCAAUCCUCAUAUUAUUCAUCGAGACAUAAAGGCAAGCAAUGUCCUAUUAGACACUGAAUUUGAAGCAAAAGUUGCUGAUUUCGGUUUUGCAAAGCUGAUACCAGAAGGUGUUUCUCAUAUGACAACUAGAGUGAAAGGAACCCUAGGAUAUUUGGCUCCUGAAUAUGCCAUGUGGGGGAAGGUCUCCGAGAGCUGCGAUGUCUACAGUUUUGGGAUUUUACUCCUAGAAAUUAUCAGUGCGAAAAAGCCAUUAGAAAAACUCCCCGGUGGAGUCAAGCGUGAUAUUGUGCAAUGGGUCACGCCAUACGUCCAAGAGGGUGCUCUAAAUCAUAUUGCUGACCCGAGGUUGAAGGGUAAGUUCGAUGGAGAGCAACUCAAGUUGGCGGUCAUGAUUGCGCUGAGAUGCACAAACAACAACCCUGACAAUCGGCCGAGCAUGAUCGACGUGGUCGAGUGGCUCACAGGUGGUGUUGGGAGGAGGAUGAAAGAGGUACAUAAUUAUAAUGAUCAUGUAAAAGACAUGGUUAAUGAAGAAGAAGAUGAAGAAAAUAAAAGUAAUAUUACUUAUAUGGAUCAUGCAGACUUUGGAAAGGAACCAUCUGACGUGAGAACCACAUGGGCCAAACCUACUUUUCUUUUGUGA
Juglans regia (Persian walnut) is the source of this 1133-nucleotide messenger RNA. RefSeq names its product PTI1-like tyrosine-protein kinase At3g15890. NCBI's taxonomy places the organism in Eukaryota, Viridiplantae, Streptophyta, Magnoliopsida, Fagales, Juglandaceae. The record is from RefSeq and is a predicted model, not a curated record. The transcript has 4 exons. Gene Ontology annotation, biological process: protein phosphorylation. Gene Ontology annotation, molecular function: protein kinase activity; ATP binding. Bases 12 to 1133 code for a protein of 373 amino acids. Gene Ontology annotation, cellular component: plasma membrane.